AACCCAAACGUUUUCGGAUUGGGUAGAGUGUCUGUCUCGUAGAGUCCAGCCAGUCGGCUUUCUCGCUUAUACUUCCCCCUUAAAAACCCCAAUUCUCCAACCUCCCUUCUUUCUCUUCCCUCUCUCUCUCCCUCUCUCUACAAAAUCGCCUUUAGAGAGAGAAACCAAUCCAAACUCCUUAAUUUCCACCGCCUUCAACCACCAACAACCUCAGAAGAAGCGAGCGAUUUUCCCUACCCAUGAGAAAAUUCUGAGAAAGCAGAGUUUCUCUCUAUCCAAACAGAAAGAAAGAGAAAACGAAAACGAAAAAAAUGUCUCACGCGGCGUUCCAAACUGCCCAAAUCAUGCUUAUCAACACUCAGCACCCGGUGAAACCCAAAGGCUUGCCGUCUCUUCCAACACCCAAGGUCAAGCCGGUGGGUCCCACCCAGCUGGUGGUCCGCAAAAUCUGGAGAGGCGUGGCGGUUCCGGCGCCCUUGAAGGUCUCAGCGUCGUCUUCGUCUUCUUCUUCGUCUUCUUCGGCUGUGGCGGGCGAAGAUUCCAUGACCCUGUUAGAGAGGUGUUUCGUUGCGCCGCCGGCGCCUGGUACUACUGGUCCGGUUAUGAAGGGCGGAAAGUACGGUGCGUUGGGUGCGGUGACGCUCGAGAAAUCGAAGCUCAAUUUAUCUCAGAAGCAGUCUAAGUCUAGCCCCGAGACAGCCGUUGGAGGAGGUGGUGGAGAUAUUGGAAAAAAUCUCAAUCACGGUGGUGGUGAUGGAGGUGAUGACAAUGGUGGUGAUGAUGAUGAGUAUUUUGAUGACUUUGACGAAGGUGAUGAGGGAGACGAGGGCGGCUUGUUUAGGAGAAGAAUGGUUCUCGAAGAGCUUUUUGAUCGGAAGUUUGUCGACGCCGUAUUGAAUGAGUGGCAGAAGACAAUGAUGGAUUUGCCGGCUGGUUUCCGACAAGCUUAUGAAAUGGGUUUGGUGAGCUCAGCUCAAAUGGUUAAAUUCUUAGCAAUCAAUGCGAGGCCAACCACUAACAGGUUGAUUUACCGAUCCCUUCCUGAAGGGAUUUCAAGAGCAUUCAUUGGCAGGAUGAUUGCAGAUCCUGCUUUUUUAUAUAGGCUUCUUUUAGAGCAGGCUGCUACAAUUGGUUUUGCGGUUCGGUGGGAGUUGAAGAAUCGCAGGGAGAGGAUAAAACAAGAGUGGGAUCUGGCGCUUGUAAAUGUGCUCACAGUGGCAGCAUGCAAUGCUAUUGUUGUUUGGUCACUUGCUCCUUGCCGUUCAUAUGGAAAUACAUUCCAGUUUGAUUUGCAAAAUACAUUGCAGAAGCUUCCAAACAAUAUAUUUGAAAAGAGCUAUCCGCUGAGGGAGUUUGAUCUACAAAAGAGAGUUCACUCUUUCUUCUACAAGGCCGCUCAAUUGUGUAUGGUUGGUCUAACAGCUGGAGCACUGCAGGGUUCUUUAUCAAACUUUUUGGCCAGUAAAAAGGAGGGGAGGUUAUCUGUGACAAUCCCAAGUGCCAGAACUAAUGCUCUUGGUUACGGUGCUUUCCUUGGGCUUUAUGCGAACCUCCGAUAUCAGCUUUUAUGUGGAUUUGAUAAAACUAUGAUAAAUUAUUUUGAUGUUAUUGGAGUGGGACUAUUUUUCAGCACAGCAUUGAGGAUUUUGAAUGUGCAAUUAGGAGAGUCAUCGCGGCUAGCUUGGCUAGGUGUGGAGGCUGAUCCCCUUGCUCAGUCGGAGAAUCUUUUGAAAGCUUACAAUAGGCCUUCUGAGAAUGUUGAUCAAUCAUCUUCCAAAUGGUUUAUAUCGAAGAACGCCAUUAUUUCUGGGCUUGGUCUUCUCGGCAUCAAACAGUCGAAUGUUGAUUCUGCGGCUGAUGGCGAAUCAUCGGCACCUAGAGCACGUAGAAAGAGGAUAGUCCGAAAGAAGGUGGCUUCAAGUUCAUAAUUUACUUGAUAAGAUCUAUAUAAUUCCAAUUUUGUCGCAUGAGAAUGAUGCAGCUUGCUCGCCAAAUCUUUGAAAACCGAGAGCAACUGGGAGGUCGUCUACUGUAGAAAUUUAUUUUUCGCAUUAGGAGAGGGUGUUGCCAAUGACAAACCGAGGUAGCCGUAGAGUAGAAUUUCCUGGUUGGAAAGCCUUUGUUGCCUUUCUUCUUAUCUGGAGCUAAAUUCCCAUUUUUCCAAUGCUAAUUGUCCUGUCCUGUUGAAUUCCGAUCUGAAUGUUUUGUGUUGACAUUUUUUUCCAGUAAAUUACAAUGUUUAUUUGUUGGGACAAGAAUUGGUUUCUAAGGAAUAAUGUAAAAAGCUCUUUUCGCAAUAUAAUUGCUGAAUAUGCUUUUGCUAGGGCUUUAAUUA
Messenger RNA from Morus notabilis, 2335 nucleotides. Its product is annotated as protein RETICULATA-RELATED 1, chloroplastic. Lineage: Eukaryota; Viridiplantae; Streptophyta; Magnoliopsida; Rosales; Moraceae. The record is from RefSeq and is a predicted model, not a curated record. Gene Ontology annotation, biological process: plant organ development. Gene Ontology annotation, cellular component: chloroplast inner membrane. The coding region runs from base 312 to 1928 and encodes 538 amino acids. The transcript is spliced from 8 exons.